CUGACUAAGAAGUGACCCUUAAAUCCCCUUGUCAUUUCACCAUUAUCUGAUUUGCAGGAAUCCAAGACUUAAGCAAACAUGUCCAACCAGAGUGAGGCAGAACUCAUUCACAGGUUUAAGGGGAUUUCCUUUACCACCAGGUCUUCUCCAGAUCUUUUAAAAUCCUUGGAUACUUUUGAUGCUAGAGAAGAUGAUGUCCUUUUGGUUUCCUAUCCCAAAUCUGGCACACACUGGCUUGCAGGAGUUAUAACAAAGCUUUACAAUACUCAAGUUACACUAACAUCUCCCAUUGAAUUUGGAGACAUAUCCAAACUGGAGGAACUGAAUAAACUCUCAUCAAAGAGAAUCAUCCCAACGCACUUAGACUACAACAUGCUACCUCCAAAUUUUAAGAAUAAAAAAUGCAAGAUGAUCUACAUCAGCAGAAAUCCAAAAGAUACCGCAGUUUCCAUGUACCAUUACUACAGAGAUAACCCAAACCUUCCCACUAUAGACACCUGGACUGCUUUCUUUGACUUGUUCUUAAAAGGAGAUGUUGUCUGCGGAUCCUGGUUUGAUCAUUUCCUAAGUUGGGAAGAACAUGCAAAUGACAAAAACAUUCUGUUUUUGUUCUAUGAAGACAUGAAGAAGAAUCUCCCUAAGAUUGUAAAGGAAAUUAGUCUGUUCCUGGGUUUAAACGUCGGUGACAAUGAUAUCCAAGACAUCUGCAAGAAGUCCUCUUUCUCAGAGAUGAAAAACGACACAGAAAAGGAAAAUAGCGAUCCCAACCACACCGUUUGUGCACUGACAUCCAACAGGAAGCUGAUUUUCCGAAAAGGUGCUGUUGGUGAUUGGAAGAACCAUUUCACUCCAAAACAGAAUCGAAGGUUUGAGGAGAUAUUUAAUGAGAAAAUGAAACUCAGCAAAAUGGCAAAAAGUCUCACCUAUGAAUUUUGACUUCACGUGAAGAACAAUACCCAGUUAUCAACAAACACAAAGCAAUUGGUGGGAAAUUCUCAUUCAGUUUACAAUCCUCCCAAUAGAAAGGACUGCAAACAUGACAUUUUGAGGAUGGGAAAAUUCUGACACAAUGCCAGAGCUGAACUCAGUUUUCAGCAGGCAGAUAUAUAUGGUUUAACAGCCAGGUGUCAGACCCAUUUUUCUACAACCAAAUCUACUUUAAUAUUUAUUUAUUUUUUUCUCUAGAGGGAUACAAAUGGACUUCUUAGAUUGGAUUUAGGAAUUUUACCUAAGACAUUAAGAAAAAAACACAAAACAAACCCGUAAGAAUCUGAAUAUAUAAAAAGUCUAAAAGCACAUCAUAAGAAAAUGACCAAGGAUUUGACCCCAGACUCGCUCCUUCCCUGAACUACCAUUAUUCGGAAAGUGCCUAUCUCAUCAGGCUUUGUUAUUGAUACUGAAGUUGAAAACUGCAGCUGUACAUCUGAAGAUCUGGAUUAAAGUUUGUUUAUAAAGGUCUCUCUCUUUUUUUUUUUUUUUUUUUCAUAAUACGUAGUUCUUUGAUGUAACUUAUUUCUGGGCUAGGUGUUGUAUAGUGCAUGUGUUUUAAACGCAACUGACACAAAUCCACAUAAAUUUCUGCACCAUAUGUUGGGGAACUACAAAUGUGGGCUUUUUCCAUUUGACUUGCUUCUUGCAAAAUGCUUGUUUCCAGUGUUUUGAUGAGAACCAUUUUACUUCACAGUCCUUGUGCAAUAGAAUUAAACAGUUCCACUGUGGCAAACAAACUGCCACGUGGAGACAGUUUAAUCUGAACAUAACUUAUUUAUUUGCCCUGCCCUGAUAAGACAGAUUUUCUAAGAAUCAGCUGUCUGUGUUUACAUCCUAGGGACUGUUCUAGGAACCUAAUGAAGUUUUAGUGUGAUGUGUUUUUUGUCCUUACCUUCCAUUUGCUUUGCAGGCUGGCUUUAAGAAUGCUUCUCCCCAAACUAGUUGUCCCCAGCCAUAAAAUUCCAAGGAAACAGCAGGCAGAAAAAACAGAGCAAAAGCUGAAAAGAAACUCGUGCAGACAAGCAUGAUUACUCUGCUUUGCCUCCUGUGUGCUCGGAAGGUACACAUCUGCAAGGCAAGCUCAUCCCCUGGAUGUGGUGGUUCUGAAUGCUGAGCUAUGGCUUUAUUUACAGUGAACACUAGUGCUCUCUCUAGCCACACAUCUCACACUUGCCACCCAGCCCCUUCAUUUCAUGCCUUGCUUGUGCCAGCUGACAUCAAUACAUAACGAUUUUGCAUCUGCACAAGUGAUGUGCAGAAGUUACAUGCUGAAGAGAUCAGUGAAAGAAAAGCCUUUUCGACUGCAGUCCCUUGCCAUUUGCCAAUUGAACACAAUUUAAGGGAGAUGCUGCCCUGAGCACUGGUUUCUGCAAAUGACCCAUUUGGAAACCAGAAACUUGUUUCUUUGCUCUUCUGACACUAACAUGACUUCAUCUUCCUCUAAAAAUGACACAAACCACUGCUGUCCUCCUCUCAUGUGUCAUUCUUCCACUAGUAAUAAAUGGCAAGAAAUCAGCUAAUGAAGAUGCUUGAACAUUUUACUUAAAGACUUAUUUUUUCUA
Messenger RNA from Tyto alba (common barn owl), 2552 nucleotides. Its product is annotated as sulfotransferase 6B1. The transcript is spliced from 6 exons. The coding region runs from base 79 to 936 and encodes 285 amino acids. The record is from RefSeq and is a predicted model, not a curated record. Gene Ontology annotation, molecular function: sulfotransferase activity. Lineage: Eukaryota; Metazoa; Chordata; Aves; Strigiformes; Tytonidae. Gene Ontology annotation, biological process: sulfation. Gene Ontology annotation, cellular component: cytoplasm.